Molecule: messenger RNA, 372 nt
Organism: Colletotrichum tamarilloi
Lineage: Eukaryota; Fungi; Ascomycota; Sordariomycetes; Glomerellales; Glomerellaceae
Exons: 2
Biological process (GO): regulation of transcription by RNA polymerase II
Cellular component (GO): nucleus
Molecular function (GO): RNA polymerase II cis-regulatory region sequence-specific DNA binding; DNA-binding transcription factor activity, RNA polymerase II-specific
Source: RefSeq, a predicted model, not a curated record
GUUGAGGAAGGGAAAGAGACCACGCAGACGGAGUUUGAAGAGGAGGAUAUACCCCUAGGGAACGAUGAAAACUCCUGGUAUGGAGUCUACUUCUGUACUCGGCCUGGGUGUGACAUAUUGUUUUCCACACCUGGCGCUAGGAGGAAGCAUUUCAGGACCCAUUGCACACCUGUGAUCUGUCCGGUAUGCCCGAAGCGAAUGGCCUGGCAGAGAGAUAUGAGGAAACACUACGAUACUCAUUUCAAGCGGCCGCGUUACCAGUGCCGGUGUGGAAAGGAUUACUCCAAAAUGGAUAAUCUGAACAAGCACAUCAAGUCCAAGACGACAUCACAGCAGAUGGUACAGACGAAACCCAUGCGACCGAAGCUUUAA